Messenger RNA from Patella vulgata (common limpet), 3147 nucleotides. RefSeq lists its product as uncharacterized. Bases 253 to 2013 code for a protein of 586 amino acids. The record is from RefSeq and is a predicted model, not a curated record. The transcript is spliced from 10 exons. NCBI's taxonomy places the organism in Eukaryota, Metazoa, Mollusca, Gastropoda, Patellidae.
UACGCCACCAACAACGUUCUGCAUGUUUUAGAAAAUGUGAUCUCUGCUUUGUAAAUAUCUCUAAGUUUUAUUCUUUUUUAUAGGAAUAUGUGUAAAAACUAAUAUUUAUAUGUCAGUUUUAAAAGUGCCAUCUGCAAAAUACCGUUUAGAUACUAUAAAACGGAUAUGCAAUCUUAAUGACAAAAGAGAAAAGAAAUCAUACCCAAGGGUGUUUAAAACAAGUUUCUAUUACGUGAUUUAAACAGGUGGGAAAUGAUAACAAUACUUCAUGUACUGACCACUAUCUUUGUUGUCACAGUACAGGCACUUAAUAUUCGUAAGACAACAGACACCGAACUACUUGGAGAUUUGACAAUACAUUGUGGAGAUGGUAUAAAUGAUAUGGUUAAUAUAACUUAUUUUGGUGAUAUAAGUGGAAUGUAUCCUGUAGAUAAAACCUUAGAAUGUAGUUCAGAAGAAAUCAUGCCCAUUCAUCAUAUUAUAUAUAAUAUUAAUGGUAGAGAUUGUGGUUUUAAGGAGAUAAAUUCAACAAGGGUAUGGUCAGUGACUAUCAGAUUACAGAAAGGAUUUUUAGUAACAGCGGAUGAUAAAGUGGUAAAUCUAGCCUGUGCUUAUGAGCAUAUUAAUUCAGCUGUAUAUAAUAUGAGCUUUCAACAAGACGAAGCUGGUAUAUAUGUACCCAGUAAUAAAGUUAAUACAGAAAACCUAUUAUUACAACCGUACCACUUAAAAGACGCAGUGUUUGAUAUUUUGUCCAAUAUUCUUCACCCCAGUCCUAAUAUAUCUAUUGAUGUCUUUGAUGAGAAAGAAAACUUAAUAACCACACUCUAUUCCAAGUCGAGUGUUUAUCUCCGGUUUAGCUUCCACAGUCUUAUAGCCUCAGCAUAUAGUCCACCUAUUAUCUACAGCUGUAAUGUAACUGAUGAUGAGACAGAACCGACGAUUAAAAGACAGAUUAUAAAAAGUGGAUGCAAUGACAAAUAUGUUCUCUCAACGGAUAAUGCAAGGACCCCAAAGAAUGUAGAGGAUAUAAUGAUUAUAUCUAGUGAAUCGGAGCUAAUCUCUAUACCAUUAUCAUGGACAGAUACAGUAGAUAGUUUAUAUUUUAUAUGUGAAGUAAUGAUCUGUGAAAAACAACUGCCUUGUAAACAGAUGUGCCCUGUUGAUACCUCCUUUCUCAAGACAGAUAGUGAAAAGGUGUACAAAAUAAAAGCUAAAAGCAAACUUCUCAAUGUUAGUCAAGAUUCAGCCCCAAAGCCACUGGACAAUCUAGAAUCAUCCAAGAGGAAAUCACAUGGUAGGUCAUCUGGAACAUAUUUGCCAUAUUUGAUUAUAACAUGUGCUCUGAUAGUUCUGCUUAUAAUAUUUGGUGUGAUAUUAGUAUGUGUCAUACGAGAACAGAUGUUAUCCAACAGGAUGAAAGAUUUGGAUAUUAUCAAUAGAAUUACCGACAUGAGAAGGCCACAGUCUUUGAUUUCAGACCUUGAGAAAAGUUUCGGAAAGGGCGAUUCGGGUAUGGCGAGUAGCAGGUCUAGUUCAAGGCCCAACUCAACAGAACCACCGCCUCCGACAGUGACCCUACGCCCCCAUGAUGCGCCAUUGAGUCCUACACACAGUACCCCUCGGAGAGUGAGUUUUACCACACGUACACAACCAGAGAGGUCUGGUGAAUUUUUUCUACAACCUGCACCAGAUCCUGUGCCUUAUCCUGUAACUUAUCCUGAAUCUUAUCCAGUACCUGGUCCCAUACCUGAUCCUGUGCCCGAGCCUUUCGCUAUACCAUUUAACAGACGCCAUGUUAAAAACUAUGUACCACCAGCACCGCCACCACCCAGUAUUCGCAACUCCAGUCCAUUUCCAGCCGGCCCACCUUCCCGAAUGGAGGUCAGUAAUUUGAGUGAUACUGUAACGACUGGACCAAACAGUAGAGAACGACAGAAUCAAAGUUUAGUUACUGGACAUCCAGUGCUAAAUGUUUCUAGAUCCAGACCGGUAACCGCUACACGACUAUAAAGUAGGGCACAUUGCAAACUACUGCCUUGUGUGUUUUAUUCUUUAGGUAGAUUCGUCUAUUUAUUCUUUUUUCUCUAAUGUAGGUCUCCGAAUAUGGCGUUACCUAUGUUGUUUGAAUGCCUAACGGAAAGGACAGAAUGUUGUGGCUAUGUGUGAAGGGUGUUUGAACUGAAACUAGUCGAAUCAGUACUGAUUUUAAAUUGUGAAGGGUGUUCUAAGUUUAAAAACUUUAUGAAGCCCUUAUAAUUACAGAAACACGUGGUAUUAUGUUGUAUUUUACUCGUGAAAACUUAAUAUUAAAAUAUUUAAGAAUGACAAUGCUAGUUACUGACAUAUCUGUAUUCUUAAAAUAUUUUAGUAAAGUUUUCAUGAAUAAGACUGCAUUUGCCUUUGUGGAAUAUGCCUAUAUCAACACACAAACACCUAAUGUUAGCGUUAUGCUAUCUUUUAUUGUAAAUUCCUGUAAGAAAUUCUGCAUUGUUAAACAUUGUAGUUGACACUGUUAUGGAAAUUUAAUGCAAUUUAAUAUGGAUGUAAAUCUCAAAUACAUCAUUAUAUCUAUUGUCCUUAGUUGCUUGGAACUUUACAUUUAACACUGUUCGAUAGCAUGUUAAAAACAAUGGAAAGUGUAACGCUGCUUGUUUGCCCAAGUUACUGACGAAUAAUUAGAAGUCUGUAUAACAGUUGAUUAAUAGCCGAAUGCUGUUGUUUUGUUCAUGUUGUGGGCAUGGGUUUACACUAUGAUAUACGGCAUUUUAUUAGGACAAAAAGCUGAAACCAAAGUAAAUAUAACGCCACUCAAGAAUAGAACAUAUAUUGGAGAAUCAAGAUGGUAUAAUUGUUGUGUAUUAUCGGGACUGUCUGACAAUCCCUUAUCUCACCCUAAUGUACAAAUCUUAUUUUCUUAAACAGUAUAUGAUUUUAAGAAUCAUUCAAUUAAUUAUGUUACCAUUUAGGCCUUUUGUUGUAAGGGGCCUAAUGGGGUGUAUUUUAUUAUAAAUUGAUGUUAUAUUCCAAGAAUAUGCAGCAAGUUGUUUGUUAUUUUAUCUUGGGCUUGUUUGGUGUUAUAAAAAAAAUAAAUUGUCAAAAAAAGAAUAAAAUGAAAAGGUCAUGAAAAUGUAAUUAUAAAAAAGA